UUGGUUAAUAUUUUAUUCUGUUGACAUGUUUUCUUACUGCUAAUGCUUCCGACACCUUCUUACCCCCCUCCCUCCCUCCUCCCUCUCCCAGAGUCUGGCCGGAGCUGUCAGAACCACGCCUAUAGGGGCCCACAAUUGGUCUAGAAAGCGUAAAAUCAGCAAUCAAAGGGGCUUGGUUCAUUAGAGCUGUGGACGGAGGCAGGAAGGACAUGUGAGAUAGACGCAGAUCCGCACUGAGCGGGACCACAUCUCUCCAGUCUGGGUGGGAUGAGUGAAGCAGCCGGGCUCAGCCGUCACAGCGCCACUUCCACUAAGCGACUCAUCCCAGGACGGAGAGACACAUCAGCACCAGAACUGGGAAUUUCUUCACACAGAGAACACGCUCCGUGUUUGUCCGGCGGCUGCACCCUUCAGUAGCCGCCACGGUACCGGGAAGAGCCGCCGCACCGUAGCGCGCCGCGCGAAGGAGAUACUACCACCACCACAUCCGUCGUUUCACUUCGGUUUCUGUGGAUGCACCGAUGAGAGAUCCAGUUUUUACAGGGACUGUAAUGGCUUAUCACCCUUUCCACGCACACCGGCCGACCGACUUCCCCAUGUCCGCAUUUCUAGCGGCCGCGCAGCCUUCCUUCUUCCCGGCGCUCAGCCUGCCUCCCGGGGCGCUCACCAAGCCCAUCCCGGACCACGGCCUGGCCGGGGCGGCCGAGGCUGCGCUCCACCCGGCCCUCAGCCAUCACCAGGCGGCUCAUCUCCGCAGCAUGAAGAGCCUGGAGCCGGAGGAAGAAGUGGACGACGACCCAAAAGUUACACUGGAAGCCAAAGAUCUGUGGGACCAGUUCCACAAACUGGGAACGGAGAUGGUCAUUACCAAGUCUGGAAGGAGAAUGUUUCCUCCGUUCAAAGUGCGGAUUAACGGUCUGGAUAAAAAAGCCAAAUACAUCCUGCUCAUGGACAUCGUGGCAGCGGACGACUGCCGCUACAAGUUCCACAACUCCCGCUGGAUGGUGGCGGGCAAAGCCGACCCGGAGAUGCCCAAGAGGAUGUACAUCCACCCGGACAGCCCGGCCACGGGGGAGCAGUGGAUGGCCAAGCCCGUGGCCUUCCACAAGCUCAAACUCACCAACAACAUCUCUGAUAAACACGGAUUUAUAACGCAGCUGAAGAUCGACAACAAUCCGUUCGCCAAAGGAUUCAGAGACACGGGGAACGGAAGGAGAGAGAAAAGGAAGCAGCUGACCAUGCCGUCUCUGCGCAUGUAUGAGGACCAGUGCAAAGCGGACCGGGAGGGCGCGGACUCUGACGCCUCCUCCAGCGAACCUCCGGUCGGUAGGGACACGGUCCACUCCCCGCUUGGUGUCGGUACCAGCCCGCUCAGGUUCAGCAGGCCAGCAGAGGAGAAAACUGACAGUGAGCAGGAGCUGGAGCACCAUGACGAGCUCUGCACCGGCUCAGCCAGCCCAGGAACUGAGCCCGUGUCUCCGUACAGCUCCAGGUGUGAGGAGCGAGUGAGGGAACGACCAGGUGGAGAAAAGAAGGACGAGUCUAUUUUUAGUAUAAGAAACCUGGAAAAGGACAAAGCAGAGAGUCGGCAGAAGGACACUACGGAUCCGUUGACAAAGGACUCUGAUUCUGGAGGGAUUGGAGCGAGUAAGGAAGCCUUCUCCCCCCUCAUGGUCCAAACCGAGAGCCCCUCACACUUCAGCCCAAGUCACUUACAAAGCCUGGCUCUGUCUGGUCUGCACAGUCAGCAGUUUUUUAACCCUCUGAACACCGGAUCGCCGCUUUUGUUUCACCCGGGGCAGUUUGCGAUGGCCCCUGGAGCCUUCUCUGCGAUGGGUAUGGGGCAUCUAUUAGCCUCUGUAUCUGGAGCAAGUGCUUUGGAAAAUGGGAGCCUCUCUGCCCAGAGCACAGGAGGAAGCCAACCCUUCUCCUUCCAUCUGUCUCAGCACAUGCUUGCCUCUCAGGGCAUCCCCAUGCCUCCGUUUGGAGGUCUGUUCCCGUACCCGUACACCUACAUGGCAGCUGCAGCAGCAGCAGCUUCCGCCUCAGCUCUCCCAGCCUCCAGCACCUCCAACCCGCUGUCCAGGAAUCCCUUCCUGAGCUCAUCCAGGCCCAGACUUCGCUUUAACCCCUACCAGCUGCCCGUGUCGCUGCCUCAGAGCUCCAGCCUGCUCUCUGCUGGCUUGCCUGGAAGCCUUAACCUGGGCUCUGAGUCCUCCAGACCUGGCAGCAGGGAAACCAGCCCGGCCCCAGAGCACCACACCAACCACAAAACAGGAUCGAGUGGAAGGGUGUCUUCCCCCAAAACCCCCUUGAAGGACUCGGUAAAUGAGCUGCAGAGCAUCCAAAGACUGGUGAGUGGCCGAGGCCAGAGGGAGUCUUCCCCUAAUGCAGACUUUCCCAAGUGAUCAGGACUCUGUCUGGGAUGAAGACAAACAUCGGAGAGCAAUCCUGUACAGCACAUCAUGAGGGUCCAUGAAGGCUGAUUACAAAAGACUUCUUGGAAAGAAUCUGUGGGUGGACAAGAAUAUAGUAUCUAUAAUUAUAUUUAUCAUUUUUGAACUCACAAGUCCAGAGAUGACUGGAUGAAAGUGUGGGAACACCUGAGGGACAGAACCACCAGAACCUGCAGGACCUGCAGACCCAAUGCCCGUCCCACCAGAGACUCUGGAAUACUUACUACACCAGGUUCACAGAGGGCAAAUUAGCUACAGAUCCAACAAAGAAGCUAAAACAAGGAGAGUGAAAUAUUAAAAAUAAUCCGACCACUUGAGUUCCAGGAUGAGAAACUGGGAGUAAAAGUGAUGAAGCUUCAGGAGCUUUAAGGUGGACCAUGGAGGGUCCGUGGAGGUCCUGUCUGAGCCUGCAGCUGCAGAGGGCAGCCGGCUGCUUAGUGGACACAUUUCAGCGUCCAACACACUUUGUUUUAUUAAUAAUAAUAAUAUUAAUAAUGAUAAUAAUGUAUAUUUUUAAGGAAGCCGAGCCUUGAACAGGAGCCUCUUCAGGCAGGUCUGAUCAUUUCAAAAGGGAUGGCGUGAACGUCCGUCUGCAAGUGGAAGGAGGAAAACAAAAGGACCGCUCAUCAUUUCAUGCAGGAAUAAGUCCUUCUGAACUAUUUAUGUAAUUAAGUUUUCUGUAAAUAAAGCAAAAAUCAAGAAUAUGCAAUUGGUGUUAAUUUAUUCCAGGAUGUAUAUUAGUGUGUAUAUAUUUUGAAUAGAAUUUUUUGUGCUCACCCCCUCCCCACCCUUCACACAUAUCCCCCCCCCCCCCCCCCCCCCCCCCCCCCCCUUUUACAUGGCCGUAAACUGUAAGCUGAAGCUCCUUAGUGCUUGUUGUUUCUGGAGCAUCGCUGCUUUGUAUUUUAGGAAACACGUGUGCCAUGUUUUAGUCAGCAUCCAUCACAGGACAGAGGAACAGGGUCGGGGUCCGACCGACCGGAUCAAAGGAUAAAGACACCUCAGGUUUAACUCUCAGCAGUUCCUCAGCCUGGCACAGCUUUUACAGCUACUCAGAAUUAUAUUUAAAGAUGGAAGUAUCUUCUUCAUGCUGGUUCUCCGGGUCAUUUUCUUUCUGUUUUUUAUUUUUAUUUGAUUUUUUUGAAAAAUUCCCUUUGGAUUGUCUCACAAUUUCAAUAAAAAUUGUUGUGUUCAUUAUUUGAA
This is a messenger RNA of Nothobranchius furzeri (turquoise killifish), 3659 nucleotides long. The record is from RefSeq and is a predicted model, not a curated record. NCBI's taxonomy places the organism in Eukaryota, Metazoa, Chordata, Actinopteri, Cyprinodontiformes, Nothobranchiidae.